Molecule: messenger RNA, 1485 nt
Organism: Psammomys obesus (fat sand rat)
Lineage: Eukaryota; Metazoa; Chordata; Mammalia; Rodentia; Muridae
Gene: Lgals9
Product: galectin 9
Exons: 11
Coding region: 27-1064 (345 amino acids)
Biological process (GO): negative regulation of type II interferon production; negative regulation of CD4-positive, alpha-beta T cell proliferation; positive regulation of gene expression
Cellular component (GO): cytosol; nucleus
Molecular function (GO): galactoside binding; carbohydrate binding
Source: RefSeq, a predicted model, not a curated record
GAGAGAGAGAGAGAGAGAGAGAAGAGAUGGCUUUCAUCAACACCCAAACUCCUUACAUGUUCCCGGCCGUCCCCUUUACUGGAAAAAUCCGAGGAGGGCUGAAGGAGGGACUUGAGAUCAAAAUCAAGGGGACCAUCAACUCUUCCGCAGAUAACAUCAUCGUGAACUUUCAGACCGGCUCCGGUGGCAAUGACGUCGCCUUCCAUUUCAAUCCCCGGUUUGAAGAAGGCGGGUAUGUGGUUUGCAACACCAGGCAGCAGGGACAGUGGGGGCCUGAGGAGAGGACGAUGAAGAUGCCCUUCAAGAAGGGGAUGCUCUUUGAGCUGUGCUUCCUGGUGCAGGAGUCGGAUUUUGAGGUGACGGUGGACAGGAAAUUCUUCCUGCAGUACUCACACCGCGUGCCCUACGACCUCGUGGACACCAUCGCUGUCUCCGGCUCCUUGAAGCUGUCCAUCAUCACCUUCCAGAACACCUCUGUGGGGCGAUGCUCUGAGACCUUCCAGUUUCGGCGGACCUCCAACUGGUGCAAACCACAAUCUCCAGGCAUUCAGUCUGCCCAUCAGGCUCAGGCACCCAUGGAUCAAACUGUCAACACAGUUCACAGCGCCCCUGGACAGAUGUUCCCUACUCACGGAAUCCAGCCUGUGAGGUACCCCACCUCCCAUCUUGCACCUUUCAUCGCCCUCAUCCCAAGUGGGCUUUACCCGUCCAAGUCCAUCAUCAUAUCAGGCAUGGUCCUGCCAGACGCUACGAGGUUCCACAUCAACCUUCGUGCUGGGACUGACAUUGCUUUCCACCUGAACCCCCGUUUCGAUGAGCAAGCCGUGGUCCGAAACACCCAGAUCAACGAGUCCUGGGGGCCCGAGGAGCGAAGUCUGCCCGGGGAAAUGCCCUUCAGCCGAGGCCAGAACUUCACAGUAUGGAUCUUGUGUGAGAGUCACUGCUUCAAGGUGGCCGUGAACGGCCAGCACCUGUUCGAAUAUGCCCACCGUCUGAUGAACUUGGCAGCUAUCAACAAUCUGGAAGUGGCCGGUGACAUCCAGCUGACCCACGUGCAGCCAUAGGCAAGGUCUCUGGCCUAGGAACGAGGGCUAGGGCACCCUGUCUGUCUUGCUACCUCUUCCCUGUUUCAGCCCCAGUUUCCCAAAGCCCCCCAUCAGAAGAGCCUCACUGACAGGAGUCCCUGGAAGGUGAAAUUCCCAAUUCACUCCCCUCCACAAAGGGAGUGUCUUGGGCCAUGUGGCAUAUGGCUGUCAGCCCACAGCCCCAGCCACUGCUCCAAGCUAGUUAUACCCUGGGAAGUGACCUCCUGGGGUUUGCCCCUCUCUCUGUCCCUUUUCCUGUAUCCCUCCUUCCCUUUGCCCCUCCAGAAAGGCCACCCUGAUGUCAUCCUGCUGGCCUCCAACUGACCAGAAUGUCCUUGUUAGCUCUUCCCCAUCCUUGUCCUGUGUCCAUAAAAUAAAGAAAUAAUAAUGCUUGUCUGCA